This is a messenger RNA of Mizuhopecten yessoensis (Yesso scallop), 1475 nucleotides long. RefSeq names its product protein fosB-like. Gene Ontology annotation, cellular component: nucleus. Gene Ontology annotation, molecular function: RNA polymerase II cis-regulatory region sequence-specific DNA binding; DNA-binding transcription factor activity, RNA polymerase II-specific. Bases 179 to 1030 code for a protein of 283 amino acids. The transcript has 4 exons. Gene Ontology annotation, biological process: regulation of transcription by RNA polymerase II. The record is from RefSeq and is a predicted model, not a curated record. NCBI's taxonomy places the organism in Eukaryota, Metazoa, Mollusca, Bivalvia, Pectinida, Pectinidae.
GAUGACAUGGAGGUACCGAGAGUAACGUCCCUUGUCAGGACAAGUCCCGACAUGUCUGGCCCAUCUCUCUACUGAACAAAAGGAACAGAGUUUAAAUCACCACGCUGGGAGCUUUAAAUGUGCACAUUGGAUUUUAUUUCAUACUGUCAUUUCAUCAGGCAUAUUCUAGUCAAGGAGGAUGGAAAGAGACCUGCCAGUCUGGCCCGAACAGCGCACAGACCUGAAACUACAGAUCGCGGAGCAUGCAGCCAUCCAGUCGGGGGUGAUAACGCCCCUCCUGAAGGAAGAACUCUGGACAAAAAUACAACACGCUAGACUAGAGCGGGGAUUAGAGGAGCUCAAAGUUGAGGUGACGCCACCGAUCAAAACACCAUUAACUAACGAAGAGGAAACGAAAGUGGCGACGAGGAGAGAAAAGAACCGUCAAGCUGCAGUAAGGUGUCGACAGAAGCGAAAGACUAAACAGAAGGACCUAGAACAUAUACUUGAAGAGGAGGUUGAAAAGAACAAUUCGUUGCGUGCAUUGUACCAAAGUCUUCAAAAUCAGAAAUAUCUGCUGAUGGCCCAACUAGGAUUGUCCCCGACUUCACCCCCAGAGGAGGAGCCUGCACGUCUCUGGACUCUUUCCUCAAAGGAGGAGCCUGCAUGUACAUGGACCCCUCCCCUUAAGGAGGAACCUUCGUGUAGUUGGACCCCUCCCCCAAAGGAGAUGACCAGCGUAUGGACGCCUGUUCCCACUCCUCCUCCGAAAGAGGAUUCUUACAUUUGGAAUCCGGCGCCUACUCCUACUCUACCUCCCACAGAAGACCUUAGCUGGCAGACUCAGAUUGCGUCCCCUAAAUGCUGGACCUUCACUACGCCUCAAAAAGACCAUUUCUGGAUGCAGAAGACACAAGAGGAUGACCUCCCUUCCCCUCCACCACCUGAGGAUGAACUCCCCUCCCCUCCACCACCUGAGUGCUUCAGCUACUGGCUGGAGGACGAACUGCAGGUGGUUCCCGGGGAGGGGUGCUCAAACCUUCACCUCUGAUGAUAUACAUGUAGUUUGAACAAUAGAAGCAUUUUGUUGAUUUUUGAAUUUGAAAUCAGGUAGCUGUCAUGACAUUGACAAAAUGAUUACGCUUGCUGACAUCACCAGGGUUUUGAGUUGACCCUUGACAUUUAGUAAUUUCGAAAUGUAGGACAUACGUCAGAUAAACAUGUUCUGUCUUGUAGAGAGUCAAAAGCUCUGCCAACUGCAAUUGUUUACACUGCCGCGAAAAGGAUUACGUUUCCGUUUAUCAGAUUCGAUGCUAUGAAGCACAUAUUAUAUCAUAUUGUUUAUAUUUUUUUGCAAAAUAUAUAUCGGUGUUCUUCUGUUUUAGAGACGCAGGUUUACAAUUAAAUUGUAACAUGUGCAUAGGAAAAUUGCUCAAUAUAGCUGUUCUUUGACUAAGAUAGAAGUAACAGGACAGAAAAACAGAGAAAUGUUGUUC